AUGCCUUCUGCCCUGCUACUUCUCCUUCCUCUGGGGCUCAUCAGUGCUGUGGCGGUUAACUGGUAUCUCUGCUUCCGGCGCAACAUUGAGAAAGCCAAAGAAUCAGGCAUCCCCUAUGUCGUUGUGCCGGUCUUCGUUCUACACCGGUUCUGGCUUAUAACCAAUCCACUAUGGCUCAAACUCGCGCGCAAGUUUCUCCCAGAAGAAUGGAUAGAGUCAUGGUACGACUACGUUCGCCCGGAAUUCCCCUGGGAGCUUCGUAAUGAACCAUUUAAGAAAUUCGGUAGCGAUACUAUCCUGAGUGUUUCUGGUGGUGACUUCUGCUUGUGGACUGCCGAUGCGGACGUCAUCUCACAGAUCACAACUCGACGCAGCGAUUUUCCCAAGCCUACCCAAAUCUACACAUCACUUGACAUCUAUGGCAAGAAUGUGGUGACUACAGAAAGUGCUGCAUGGCGCCGUCAUCGAAAGUUAACCAGCCCUCCAUUUACAGAGAGGAACAAUCAUUUGGUAUGGGCCGAGACGCUGGAUCAGACUCAGGCAAUGUUGAACACGUGGCUUGGGAAAAACAGGCAAGGGAAUCAGACAGUCGACCGUAUCAUGGAUGAUACAAUGCGACUAUCGCUGUAUGUCAUUAGUCGGGCCGGUUUUGGCCGGAAGCUGGAGUGGCCUCAGGUAGAGGAUACGUCACAUAAUAGCACAGGUAUCGACGUGAAACCCACUCAAAAGAUACAGAAUGAAGAGGCAGAAUUGGGCGAGGGCCAUAGUAUGAGCUACACAUAUGCCCUGCAUUUCUUGUUGGACCAUAUCGUAUUUGCCAUCUUGAUCAACCGUACGAUCCUGAAGCUAUCACCUGUGAAGGUCAUGCGUCAUACUUACCAAGCCUAUAUUGAGUGGGGCAAUUACAUGCGCGAAAUGGUCGUCUCUAAAAAGGCAGCCAUAAAGGCUGGCGAGAGAUUGGACGAUAUGGAUAUAGUUGGUCAACUGGUCAAAGGCCAGCUCCUCCCGACAGACGAGAAAUCCUCGAGCAAGGAUGCACCUCUCUCCGACUCGGAAAUCCUGGGAAAUUCAUUUGUUCUCAUGCUUGCGGGACAUGAAACUGUUGCCAACACCCUACACUAUGCUUUCCUCCUCCUUGCGAUGAACAUCAGCUCUCAGCGAAACCUACAGAAGGACUUGCAAGAGCACUUCCAAGGCCGUCCAAUAUCCGAAUGGGACUAUGACCGCGACCUCCCUGCUCUCUUCGGCGGCAUGACUGGCGCAGUCUUGAAUGAACAACUCCGCCUCAUCGCCCCUGUUGUCAACAUUCCGAAAUGCACAUAUGGCGUUCCCGACCAACCUCUGAUCGUGAAUGGAAAGAAAUGCACCCUCCCAACCAACACAUUCAUUAACCUCUGCUCGUGCGUUCACACCAACCCCAGCUGGUGGCCACACGGCCCGCCCAAAGACCCGAAGAACCCCGCCCACCCAGUCAGCAAUCUCGACAACGACCUCGAGGAAUUCAAACCGGAACGUUGGCUCCUGGACCCCGACCACAAAGACAAGACCACUACCACUGCUAAGGAGCUCAACAUCCUCGACGACAAGACAAAAGCAGCAGAUGACGCGGAAGAAUUCUCCAUCUCCACGACCUCCGUUACAUCACCAUCCCUCUACCGUCCCCCAAAGGGUGCAUUCAUCCCCUUCUCCGACGGCUUCCGCUCCUGUCUCGGCCGCCGUUUCGCCCAGGUCGAAGCCCUGAGCGCGCUCGCGGUGAUUUUCAGCCAGUACAGCGUCGAGCUGGCGGUGGACAAGUGGGCCACUGAUCAGGAAGUGGACGAGAUGGAUGAGCAAGGGAGGAGGGCGGUCUGGGCCAAAGCGGCGAGCGAGGCGCAGAGGUUGAUUCAUGGCUCCACCACCAUCAUCACCUUGCAGAUGAGGCAGGGGAGCGUGCCGCUGAGGUUCGUGAGGAAGGGGAGCGAGAGAUUCAAUUUCUGA
Messenger RNA from Endocarpon pusillum Z07020, 1977 nucleotides. RefSeq lists its product as uncharacterized. The record is from RefSeq and is a predicted model, not a curated record. The coding region runs from base 1 to 1977 and encodes 658 amino acids. The transcript has a single exon. Gene Ontology annotation, molecular function: iron ion binding; monooxygenase activity; heme binding. Lineage: Eukaryota; Fungi; Ascomycota; Eurotiomycetes; Verrucariales; Verrucariaceae.